AUGCAGAAGACGGCGCAGGCCUGGUUUUCCGGGGGUCCGAGCUCGGGGGAGGCGCAGAUGUCCUCGUCGUCCUCGCCCUCCCUCCUCGCCGACUGGAACUCCUACGCUUCUUCCAAGUCGGCGGACGAAACUGGGCCGUCGUCGGCGCUGGGUUUCGACAUCGAGUCCGCCGUGCGCACCGCCAACGACAAGGUCGCCGGCACCUUCAACGUGUAAGACAUCCCCGGGCCCCCUCCUGCUCGAUUCCUCCGUUUCUGCCUCUCGCUUCCACCGUCCGGGGCUGCUGCUGGUGGUUUUUGCUGUCUCGUUGAUCUGAAUCCAGAGAUCUGUGAUCUUUGUCCCCGUUGCUCUCUCUCUCCCUCUCUCUCUCUCUCACACACACACUCUCUUCCUGUGUUCCUCUCGGAUAACGGAUUAUUUGGCACUUCGCGCUAAGGAUCCGUCUUAUAUUUCUCCCUUAUGCGCGAAUCCAAAGUUAUUGAGCCAGAUUAUAACCGUGACAGUCUACGAUGAUUCUCCAAGGAGUUAUUGCACGCGCUGCGCUUUAAUUACCGUUGUCAGUUUUCAUCUCUCAUAUGGCUUCUCAUUGUCUUGGUGGACGGCGAGCAUAGUCGUUAAUUGGACCGGUUGGUGUAAUUACCAUUAGUUUACGUGCCGAUUUUAUGUGGAGUUGGUUAGUGUAAACGUAAUUUAAGCUCAGAUUUGUUGAAGUUAUGCAUUUGUGUUUGAAAUGACCUCUGGAUCUAUCCAGGCAUCAUGAUUUUCGUCUGCGUUUGUGUUAUCUACUAAGUUUGCCAAACAGUACUUAGGAGAAGAUCUUUCCUCGGACGUAAAAUUAUGUCUGGUUAACUCGAGAAAUCUCAUCUCUUUCUCUAUCCAGUUUAUCCUUCUUGUCCUUUCAGAGGGAAACAGCCAGUUAAAUCUAUAGAAUCCGGGGGAUCUGUGCCCAUGUUUUUUUUGUACGCUUCAGGGAUAACUUUCUUUUGGAUGUAUUUCAUAACCUUCGGGUGUUUGUGAGGGUUCGUUUACGGGGAGUGAUAUGGUCGUGGUCACAUUCGUUUUCGUGAUGAAUGCAUUGUAUCUGGAACAGUCAUUUUCUUCGCAAAUAGAAGGUUUUCUCUGCACUAGGGUCAUCUUCAUCAUGGUUUAAGUCUCUGUCUUAUCUCAUCAAUCUGGAUUAGAUAGGAACUAGGGUUUUAAUCCCUGAACAAGAGGUAAUACUUUUCCUGACCACGGAAUUAAUUGAAUUUUCUUGAUGACUAUCUACCGAGCAUCAAAACCUUAUAUUCAAUGCUGAAAACGUAUCGUGACAGUUGAUGGUCUGUGGAUGGCGUGCCCUUUCUAAGGUUUUGCCUAGCUCAAGUCUCCCAGUACCACUGGUAGAUGGUUUCAUAUCAUGCCAAGGUACUUAAAAGAAAAUGAGGUGUCGUUAGUUGGAGAAAGAUGGCUCGAUAUUUACAUCUGAAGUUAUGAUCCGAGAACAAGAAGUACGAAGAAAACAAACAGAAAAAAUAUAAACCGGGUAAUCUAUAUGUGGAGAGGAAAACUGUAGAGGCUAAUUCUGAGUAAGCCAGAACUGUGCUGUAUUUUUUAUUGUAGCUUGUAUUACGAAAUUCAAGACACUUUAACAGUUUUGUGCAAUUAUUUCUAUCAUAGACUGUUCCACGGAUGAAUUAAUGGGUAGUGGACAUGUAAUGCAUCCAUUUCUCUUGUAGUCUCUUCAAAUAUUUUCGCCUUCUAACUUCUGGUACUUCAUGGCUUUCUCAAGGCUAAAAAGAAUCAUCAUCCUUUGUAUUUUCCCACCUUUGAUCUUUAUCAUCUCUGUCUGAACAGUGCAGUUAAGCUUAUUGUUUUGGUAUUAUGUUGCCCAGGGUUUCCAAAGGAGUAAGAGAAUUACCUGGCAGUUUCCAAUCUGCUACUAGCAAUGUCCCAUCUGGAAAAUCUCUCGUGUACUUUGGGCUGCUCCUGGCCACGGGCGUUUUCUUCAUUUUCGUUGCUUUCACAAUGUUCCUCCCUGUCAUGGUGCUGAUGCCACAGAAGUUUGCUAUUUGCUUCACGCUUGGCUGUGCCUUAAUUAUUGGGUCAUUCUUUGCGCUCAAAGGACCAAAGAACCAGCUUUCUCACAUGUUGUCUAAAGAGGUAUUGGGCUUCCGAUGUUCUUUCUGACCUUGAUGCAUCAUCCUCUACCCAUCUGUGAUUUUAUGACUCAUAACUUUUCCUAUACAUUCAUUUAAGAGCUGCAGGUUGAUUAUCUAUUUAUGUGCUCCUUGUAGAUUUUUUUCUCUUAUGGAAAUAAUUCUUCUAAUUUUAUGCUCAUGCUUUAAACAAGAGCACCCAUGAAGUGUGCUAAAUCUUUUCGGUUCUUCAAUUUAAAGCCUACAUUUCUUAUUAUUUUCUUUUCGAUUCAAAGAAAAAUCGUUCAAUCUUUUCUCGCUGUUUUAACACUGUGUCUUCUCGUUGAAAUUUCCUGAACUGUUGAUCCUUUUUCACCUUGUCACUUAAUAUAAUAUUUAUGUAGUACCUGGUAGUCACGACGUUCUCAAAACGUUUAGGGGAAAUAAUUUCUUUGCAACCCACGCAAAUGAUUUUUCUAAGUGAAUUUCUGGUGGGUUCUACGUGAAUUCUAAGUGAUAUUCAUCUUUUCAGAAUUAUCUGUUGUGCAUAUUUACCUGAAACCUAGAGCAUGAAGCAAAGGAUCUACAUUUCAAUCCAAGAUGGAUGCUAUUUCUGGGAAGCAGAAAAAAAACAAAUAAUUUGUCUCAUAAUGUCACAGUGCAUGAAUCUAGGGGCUCUUUGACUGCGUGACAUCUUAGACGGUUUGACUCUGAUGAUCUCUGCCUGUGGCCAAGUGUUCUUUGACCGAUCAUUACUCUAGACAUGAGGGAUGUCACCCCACGGAGUUCUUAAUUCUACCGAUAUGCAGCUCUCUGGUUCAUUCCAUGAUUAGAAGGAUAUUGGAUGUGUUCUAGAGUCAACCCAAUAAAGAAAAUAUUAUUCUUUCUUAAUUCUACCGAUAUGUAGCUCUCUGGUUCAUUCCAUGAUUAGAAAGAUAUUGGAUGUGUUCUAGAGUCAACCCAAUAAAGAAAAUAUUAUUCCUUCCUUUCUCUGACAGAAAUCUGGUUGACUCUUCAGAUAGACCUCUUUUCCCACCACCUGAUAGAAAGUUGACUUCUCACGGCUCCAGUCAGACUUCCAAAUGAUCUCAUUCUAAACCAGCAAUAGUAACGGGUUGAGGAUGGAGAUGAGCCGAGAUAUUUCGAAGGGGUGAGAUGCUUCAUUUGUGGCUGAUAAAUCUGGGAACUUUACGAUGUCUCAUCUUAUGUUGGAAUAUGAUCUUACUCCCUGUUUUAUAAAACAAAUAUCAAGCCAGACAUCAGACUACCAUUAAAUAUUUGGAGUUUUCAUAUAGAGUCUUGAAGAUGAAAUCGUUCUCAGCUUUGUUUGAUGCAGAACAACUGCCCCCCCUCUCUUUCUCUCUCUCUCUCUCUCUCUCUAGACAUACACACACAGCUUUAUGUUGGACCAUGAUCUUACUCUCUGUUUUAUCAAAGAAAUAUGAAACCAGACAUCAGACUACCAUUAAUUAUUUGGAGUUUUCCUAUAAAGUCUUGAAGAGGAAAUCGUUCUCAGCUUGUUUGAUGCAGAACAACUGCCCUCUCUCUCUCUCUCUCUCUCUCUCUCUCUCUAGACAUACACACACACACAACUUUAUGUACCAAAAACCAUAAGGGGCAUGCAAGAGAAGAUCUGGGUAGCCCAGAUCUUAUUAGCUCUGAAUCACUGGCUUGCGAGGAUGAACAGAUGCUAGUCGCGUUCUGUGUGCUGAUCUUCUUGUCGCUGAUGCGCUUUGCAGAGACUCCCUUUCACGUUAGGGUUCAUCGGCAGCAUGGUGGGGACGAUAUACGUGUCCAUGGUUCUCCACAGCUACAUUCUCUCCGUCCUCUUCUCUGUGCUUCAGGUACUCUACUCCAUCCAUCCUUCUCAUUCCUCACAUGUUCUUUUUUUGACCAAACUGAUCUCGGCUUGGACGCUGGCCCGGCCCGUUUUCUGGUCUCGGACAGGUGGGCCCGUUGACUUUCUAAAGGUUCGAGUCUUGUCUAGAAUUAGAGCCCAAGCCCGAAAGCCCAUGAUCCCGGUCCGGCCCGUUUUUUGGUUUCGGGCUGUAAAUUGACGCCCAUAAAUGAAAAUAGACUGGUCAACCUAUAAAAGUCCCCUUCCUGGUUCCUCUAUACCGACGCUGGGCAUGGGUUUUUUCCGGUAUCGGGCUUUAAAAUUAGGCCCAUAAAUGAAAUAUACCUGGUCCAACUAUAAAGGUUCCCUUCUUGGUCCCUGUACCUAUGCUUGGCAUCGGCUUUUCCGGUAUCGGGCUUUUCCCCCUCCGGCCCGGGACUGGCCAGUCAACUCCCUCGGUCUAAUUUGACAAACUUUCUUCCAGUGGGGCCCGCGUUGGUUGUCCUAUUACUUAAAAGGCCAUUCACUCCAUAAUUGCAGGUCCUCGCGCUCUCCUACUACGCGAUCUCGUACUUCCCCGGUGGGUCCACCGGCCUCAAGUUCCUCUCCUCGACUCUCACGUCUACUGUGCUGAGAUGCUUCGGGAGGUGA
Spirodela intermedia is the source of this 4602-nucleotide messenger RNA. Lineage: Eukaryota; Viridiplantae; Streptophyta; Magnoliopsida; Alismatales; Araceae. The record is from the annotation of a GenBank genome assembly.